CUACUCGCAUUGCAAUAUGGGAACACAUUCUUGGUACAAGUUCCGGUGUAGAAUUGUUGACAUACAGCAACCGAUCUGGUUUUAAAGUAUAUAAUUUCAGUUAAGCAGACUGCUGGUAUAAAAUAACUUCAAAAUGAGUGAACAGCUGAAAUAUAUAAUUCAAGAGUUAAACAAGCCACCAUUCAAUAAAAACUACAAUCUGAUAUCCUUUGAUUCUGUUGAACAGCAACAGCUUCUUCAGGUUUUAUCAGAUACCUUAUCAUUUAUUGAUCCAAAGCAAAAAGUUGAUAUUAGAGAGGAAACUCCAGAUCAAACUGCAAUAAGGAUAUUUCAACUUUUGAGAGUUCUGAAAUAUAAGCCACCAACCGAUGGUGGAGGGAAUUUAAGCACAUUUCGCAGUGGAAUAGUCCAGGGAGAAAAACCAGUCAUAUAUCCGAUAUUAGAAUGGAUACUUCAGCGAGUACCAGAGCUACAGAAACGAGCUUAUUUAGCAAAAUAUUUGGUAAAAGUCGAAAUACCAGCAGAAAUAAUGCAGGAUGAGGAAGUCACUGGUUUAUAUGCACAGUAUGAAGACCUUAUGGAACAAUUUAAAGAACUUCAUAAGCAAUCUGAAACCUUAAAAGGCUCCAGUUUUAACACAUCUGAAAUCAGGAAAGAUAUAGUCAACAUGGAGGAAGAAAAAGAACAACUUAACAAAAGAAUAGAAAGAUUGCGACGAAAGGUGGAAUCGCAUCCUAAUUCUCAGAAGAUGAUGAAUGUAGCGCGUAUGUUAAGAGUUGAGAGGGACAGAGAAAAGAAAAUAGGAGACCAAAAACAAGAACAACAGAUACUAAUUCAACAUGCUGAACAGCGAACUAAGAGAAUGGUUCAGCAGUUAAAAGAUAUGCAGCAAGCCAGUGUAGGAGCAACUGCAGAGAGUUUGAUAGAAAGACUAGAGGAAGAAACUAAAACCAAUACCUACCUAGUCAAAGAAAAGUUACCGAAAGAUUUAGCUGGCAAGAAAAAAAAUGUUCAAGAUUUACAGAAAGUUGUUUCUGAACCAGCUAUGGGCCAGUCUGAUCUAAAUGAAUUACAGCAGCAGAUACAAGGAUUGAAUGCUGAAGUAAAUGAAUUGAUAGAGAAAAGAAUGAGAGCAGGAGAUCCAUCUGAUGAUAAACUUUCACUAUUUAAACAGCAGGCUGGUAUUAUUGUACAUAAGAAAGAUUCAGUGGCUGAAAAUUUACGAACUGCUCGAGAAGAAUAUAAUCGUUUUAAAGAAGAAGCCAUUCAGAAACGUGAACAAGCACAGAGUGUUGAAGGAGGAGAGGUUUUAAAGGGUGAAGAUUUCAAAAGGUAUGUAAACAAAUUAAGAAGCAAGAGUACCUUUUAUAAGAAAAAAAGACAAGAAGUUGCUGAGCUAAAAGCUGAAGUAGGAACUCUUCAGAGAACAAUUGAAAUAUUGCAGAAAAAGGAAGAUACUGUCAAUGCCCAGUUGAGUCAUGUGGAGAAGAAAAAAGGUGUAUCUGGAUACCGUGAGACACAAGACAACCUAGAGAAAGUUUCUAGUAUGAAAAGUGAUUUUGAUGAUAUGAAGGGAAAAACAUUAGAAGAUAUUUCUGAGAUGGUUCAACGUCUGCAUGUACAGAUACAACAGAAACGCAGUACAUUUGCUCCCAUACUGCGAGAAAUAAGGCCACUGCGAGAAACCAUGCAGACACAGACACCAGAAUAUGAGAACAAGAAAGCUGCCUAUGAUCGUUGUCAGGCUGGUUUAGAAAGCAAUAUGCAGAAGUUAGAACAUGAAGUGAGAGGUUAUCGAGAAGAAGUAAAGGCUGAAGAAUCACGAUAUCAUUAUUUGAGUGGCAUGAUGACAAUAAUGGAAACUCAACAACAAAGGAUAAAUGAAGAAAUGAAGGCUUAUGUUUCAUCUGAUCCCUCAGAGAAAAGGAAAACAUACAGAGACAUGUAUAACAAAAAAAUUCAGGAACAGAGUAAUUUGGGAACAGGACUACGGGAAAAACAAAAAUCUAUUCGAGAAAUGCAUGAACCAAACCUUCAUCAAGUGAAGAUGUGGAAGGAUCUGUCUCGACUUAUGGAAUGUAAACGUCAGUGUUCCAGUGGUAUGAGCGGGGGUGAUUAUGGUAGUGGUGGAGGAGGGGUACAAAUGAGCGGAGGUCCAGGCUACAUGGAUCAAGCACCAAAUCAUUUAGAAGAAGAUAGAUUGGUUUUAUAACUGAUUAUUUGUAUUUAUCAUCUACAUUUCAUAGGAUUAUUAAGAUCAUUGUUUGUCCACACCUUUUCCGUCUUUUUCUGACAUAGAUGAUUAACUAUAUAUAUAUAUAUAUAUAUAGUUCUAGAGAUCAUUUCAUAUCUGAUCAACCAAGAUUUGAAUUUUGCUGAGAAAACGAAGGAGCCAACUCCAAUUAUUUUUAUUUUGUGGUCCUGGGAUUUUUCAAACAGUUUAAUCUUCUCAUGGCCCUGUCACACUAUUAUGUUUGAGAGAAAUGUACAAGUUGCGUAUGAAAAUAAAUAAAAUAAUUUUCAUAGCACAAAAUGCCCUUGAAAAUACAGAAUUAUUUGUAUACUUACUAUAAUGAGUACCGUAUAUCUAACCUAUGAGUAGCGUAUAAACUGCACAUAUCCAGCGUACAGCUAUCAUGUGACAAAGUGCCCAUAUAAGCAUUGGCUUUUCUAUGUUGCAGCAUUAUUGCAGUAUGGGUGCCUAUAUAUACACUUUCUAAAAAGCUGGCAAUAUGCCAACCAUACACUAGUUGUACGUUAAAUACGUUACUGAAUCGUCAGGCAUAUGCCAGUAUUACAGUACACCUUUAUGAAAGCAUAUGACUAGCAUACUUGACCUAUGAGUAACAUACCUCUGGCGUAACUCUCACGUAUUCAGCGUAUGGUUAGCUUUAAACCUUACGUUCGAAUACGAACAAACUUUUUAGCCAUGCUUUAAAAAAACAAGCAGCUUCGCCAUAUGUGACUGUGCUUGAAAUGCAUACAACCUAUGCCUAACCUAGCUCUAGAGUAUGUCAGCCUAAGUGAUAUUUUUCAAACACUGGCAUGCUCUAGUACGAUACACAAUAAUGUGACGAGGGCCAUUACCAAAUCUUAUAAAAUAGAUCCUGACAAGGAUCAACAGUUGGUUGAUUUGAAUACUUCUUAUAUAGUAGUCUACCAGACAGACACAAACUGGAAAUAUUAGUCUAAAUCUAUUAUAUAUAUAUAUAUUGAUGAAUUUAUUCUGAACCACAUUAUUCCGUCCAUGAAUUCAUUUUACUAUAGUAUAAAAGUUAUAUAUUUAAGUUUAUGAAAAUGUUAAUUUUGUGAAUUUUUAUUUAUUUUUGCUGACUUAUAAAGCCAUGUAUAGUAUAUAAUAUGUUGGAAUAUCUAUAUAUCUAUUUGACAUACCAAUACUAAUAUUUUGCACAAAAUCAAAUAUGUAAAUUAUUUGCAUUCUGACGCAUUUGAAAUUAUAGUUAUUGUUACAUUAACAUUUUAAAGAAAACUAUUGGAAAAAUAUUAACCUUCUCAUUUUUCUUUUACUUUUAUUCACAGACGAUCUUCCGUGUUUGGCAUCCAUCUUUAUAGAUUUUUGACAGCUAUCUUGAAAUUUUUGAUAUUAUUUAUAUAUUAGUAUCAAAGAUCUGUUCAAAUUUUAGAACCUACAUGUAUAUAUGAAGCUAGUGUACAUUCCUAACCUAAGACUGUGAAUUAAACUUUGAACUGUCUAUGUGAUAAAGUUUGGUGGUAAAAUUGAUAAUUAUAUUAGGGAGAAAUUGUGGAGAUAUGUUCCUCUUCCUAAAUAAAUUUACAGAUGUC
Patella vulgata (common limpet) is the source of this 3804-nucleotide messenger RNA. RefSeq names its product intraflagellar transport protein 81 homolog. The record is from RefSeq and is a predicted model, not a curated record. Gene Ontology annotation, cellular component: intraciliary transport particle B; centrosome; cilium. The coding region runs from base 134 to 2212 and encodes 692 amino acids. Gene Ontology annotation, molecular function: tubulin binding. The transcript is spliced from 14 exons. NCBI's taxonomy places the organism in Eukaryota, Metazoa, Mollusca, Gastropoda, Patellidae. Gene Ontology annotation, biological process: intraciliary transport; cilium assembly.